AUGAGCAGUCGCUUCUAUUUUGGGGGCUCAGACUCUGGCUCUGAAGUGGAUGAAGAUGCACCACUGCCUUUCCCCAAGCCAAUCGACCGCUCAGCGUUUCUGGCUCCGGAUUUCGAUCCUACCACAUUCCUGUCUGGCCUAUCGCAUCGCUUUCAGACCUUGGAGGAUCUCCAGGCGGAGUUGCGUGAACUCAGUCACUCUCUCAACAAAGAGCUCGUGGAUCUGGUCAAUGACAACUAUCAAGAGUUUCUAUCCUUGGGCAGCACCUUAUCUGGAGGCGGCGAAAAGAUCGAAGACAUUCGGGUUGGACUGUUGGGGUUUCAGCGAGACAUCAAAGCUGUGAGGGACAAGGUGGACGAAAGACGAAAUGAGGUGAUUGAGCUCCUGAAAGAGAAAAGGGCGCUGAAGCAGCAGGUUGCUGUGGGCCGGGCGCUGCUGGAAAUAGCAGAGCGUUUGGACCAGCUGGAAGAAAAGUUGAAUAUUUCAAACGAAAGAGCCACGAAUCCACAGGAAGGAAAGGUCCAGGCAGAAGAGGGGUUACAAUUCGGUGAACAGUGGAUGGACACGGCCGGCGACGAAAGCGACGACGAAUACGACUCUGAGGAAGACCUUGAAUUGCCGCCCAGAUUGAGGCGGAGAAUUGAAGACUAUCUGAUCCUGAAACAUCUCGUCGGCAGACACAGUCCGCACCACCCAUUUAUACUGGCUCAAGAAGCCCGGGUGAGAAAGAUCCAGGAAGUCUUGUUGUCAGACCUCGAUAUUGCCAUCAAGCAAGAACCCGAGGUCAAGACCAAACAACAGAUGCUGCAAGUUCGUGCAGCAGUGGAAAACUGA
Capronia coronata CBS 617.96 is the source of this 834-nucleotide messenger RNA. RefSeq lists its product as uncharacterized. The record is from RefSeq and is a predicted model, not a curated record. The transcript is spliced from 2 exons. Lineage: Eukaryota; Fungi; Ascomycota; Eurotiomycetes; Chaetothyriales; Herpotrichiellaceae. Gene Ontology annotation, biological process: protein transport; intra-Golgi vesicle-mediated transport; Golgi organization. The coding region runs from base 1 to 834 and encodes 277 amino acids. Gene Ontology annotation, cellular component: membrane; COG complex.